AACACAAAAUGCCACACCCACGCUUCGUUGCGCGCCUGCGCCUACUACUUAAUCUACUACUUUUCGCCGCCAUAAUUGACGAACACCGCGGCGGCGCUGCUGCAGUCGUUGUCAUCGACCCAGAGCUUUCGUCGCCCUCACCCUUCACCAUCGCACCGACCGCCUCAACGCCAACACCAACACCAACUCCAAAGUACACUGCAACUGUUGCCGGUGAGAGUAAGGACGACGACAGCAGCAGCAGCAGCAGUAGCAGCGCUAGUGGCAGCGUGACGCCCGCAAGCAAUGCGUUGGACAUGAAUGCAUACGCCGUGAAUGGCGUAAGUGUGGAUAAUAAUAAUAUGGCCGCCGCUGUCGCUGGCGCUGAUGAAACCGUUGAGACUGAGGGCGAUUAUCAACUCGCAGCUGCUGCGCCCACCUCACCUGCUUCUGUGGAGCAGCAGGAUCAGCCGCGGGUGCCACCCACUACGCUUUCCUUUGCCAAUAUUGCGCCCGCCAGCGGUGUGGGUGGCGACUUGUUUAGCGGUGGCAGUAUUAGUGGUUUCGAAACGCGUGAGGGUGCUGGGGAGACAGCCACCACUGCCGGCGACGCCACACCACCGUACGCGGCUGUGGACGAUAAAUAUGUGCCAAGUAAACCUUUGAAUUUAACUGUCUUGAAUGUGACAUCGACUAGCAUUACCAUGUCGUGGUAUCCGCCAAAAAAUCAAAAUGGCGCCAUCGCCGGCUAUCACGUCUUUCACAUACACGAAAAUCAGACUGGCGUGGAGAUCAUGAAGAACUCACGCAACUCCCAAGACACUAUUAUAAUUUUUGAGCUGCCAAAUUUAAAGCCUUUCACCGAUUACCGUGUCAUUGUUCAGGCGUUCACCAUGAAAAACGAAGGCAACCCCUCCGAUCAGAUUGUGCAGCGCACCGAUGUCGCCGGUCCGAGCGCACCGUAUGUGGUUAACCUGACGUGUCACUCGCAGGACGCCAUAGCCAUACGCUGGCGGAGACCGCACGAAUUUUAUAACACCAUCGAUUUUUAUAUAAUUAAAACACGCGUGGUGGGCCAAGACUCACACCGGGACAUACGCAUCAAUGCGUCGGCGAAAGAGUUGGAAACGGCGAUGAUAUUACAAAAUCUCACCACACAUACGGAAUAUGAAGUCAAAGUUUCAGCUGCAACACUAAGCAUAAUAAAUCCAAAGAAAAUCGUACUGGGUAAAUUUUCCGAAACUAGGAAGAUUUCGCUGCAUCCCAAUUGUGAGAAGAUUCAGCCACUGACACGUCAGUCACACAAUGACUACAACCUGGCGGUGUUGGUUGGCAUUAUUUUCAGCUGCUUUGGUAUUGUACUCAUCGUAAUGGCGUUCUUCUUGUGGAGCAGGAAGUGCUUUCAUGCCGCCUACUAUUAUUUGGAUGACCCCCCGCACCAUCCCAAUUUGCCGCAGGUGGACUGGGAAGCACCCGUCGAAGUCGCAGGCGAAAUACGCGCCGCUGUACCCGUCAAUGAGUUCAGCAAGCAUGUCGCCUCUCUGCACGCUGAUGGCGAUAUUGGCUUUAGUCGCGAGUAUGAAGCUAUUCAAAACGAAUCAAUCGACGAUUUACCCUGCGAACAUUCCCAGCAUCCAGAGAAUAAGCGUAAAAAUCGCUAUCUGAAUAUAACAGCCUACGAUCACAGCCGCGUACACCUGCACCCCACACCCGGACAAAAGAAAAACCUUGACUACAUCAAUGCCAAUUUCAUUGAUGGUUAUCAGAAAUCGCGCGCCUUCAUCGGUACACAGGGUCCACUGCCAGACACAUUCGAUUGCUUCUGGCGCAUGAUUUGGGAGCAGCGCGUGGCUAUCAUCGUGAUGAUCACCAACCUGGUGGAGCGUGGUCGCCGAAAAUGUGACAUGUAUUGGCCAAAGGAUGGCGUCGAGACCUACGGUGUCAUACAAGUGAAGAUGGUUGAUGAGGAGGUCAUGUCCACCUACACAGUGCGCACCUUACAGAUCAAGCACUUGAAGGUAAAACAGUUAAAGAAAAAGAAACAGUGUCAGACCGAGAAAAUCGUGUAUCAAUAUCACUACACCAAUUGGCCCGAUCAUGGCACACCCGAUCAUCCACUGCCAGUGUUGGACUUUGUGAAGAAAUCCUCUGCCGCAAAUCCGGACGAUGCGGGCCCCAUUGUAGUGCAUUGCAGCGCUGGUGUCGGGCGCACAGGCACCUACAUCGUCUUAGAUGCCAUGCUCAAACAGAUCCAACAGAAAUUAGUCGUAAACGUAUUCGGUUUCCUACGACACAUACGCAUUCAGCGUAAUUUCCUGGUGCAAACCGAGGAGCAGUAUAUUUUCAUACACGACGCCCUGGUCGAGGCGAUCGCCUCGGGUGAAACGAAUUUGCAUACCGAGCAAAUUGAGGAACUGAAAAACUGCACACCCUAUCUGGAGCAGCAGUACAAGAAUAUCAUACAAUUCCAAACGAAAGACAUACACAUUGCAUCUGCGAUGAAGCAGGUGAAUUCGGUGAAGAAUCGUGGUGCCAUAUUCCCGAUCGAAAGCAGUCGUGUCCACUUGACGCCCAAGCCGGGUGAGGAGGGUAGUGACUAUAUAAAUGCGUCAUGGCUGCAUGGCUUCCGGCGAUUGCGUGACUUUAUUGUCACUCAACAUCCGAUGUCGCACACUGUGAAAGACUUCUGGCAAAUGGUCUGGGACCACAAUGCGCAGACCAUUGUGCUGCUGUCAUCGCUGGACGAAAUUAAUUUCGCACAAUUUUGGCCCGAUGACACGACACCCAUCGAAAGCGAUUACUAUCGCGUCAAAUUCCUACGCAAAACGAACAAAAGCGAUUAUGUUAGUCGUGAUUUUGUCAUUCAAUCGAUACAGGAUGAUUAUGAGCUCAAUGUGAAAAUGCUGCAUUGUCCCAGUUGGCCGGAGAUGUCCAAUCCGAAGAGUAUUUACGAUUUUAUUGUCGACGUGCACGAGCGAUGCGCCGAUUAUCGCAAUGGACCGAUUGUCGUUGUGGAUAGAUACGGCGGCGCACAAGCGUGCACCUUCUGUGCCAUAUCGUCCUUGGCGAUGGAAAUGGAAUAUUGCAACACGGCGAGCAUCUACCAGUAUGCCAAGCUGUAUCACAACAAACGGCCGGGCGUGUGGACCUCCAGCGAGGACAUACGCCUAAUUUACAAUAUACUCUCGUUUUUGCCACGCAACCUACAGCUGCUCGAACGCACAGCGUUGCGCACGGAAUUCGAGGAUGUGACAACGGCCACGCCGGACCUCUACAGCAAAAUUUGUAGCAAUGGUAAUAUAAAUGCCCAGCUGAAUUGUAAUAAUUUGCUAAAUUAUAAUAAUAGUAGUAGCGUAAAUAGUAAUAGUAUUAGUAAUGUAAAUGUGGCAAAUGCAAAUUCAAAUGCGAAUGCAAAUGCAAAUGCAAAUGCUUGCAAUACUACCAACAACACUAUAAAUAAUAUAACAACAACGACACAACCAACGAUGACACCCAAUUCGAGUGCAAACAAUUUACAAAAUCAACAGCUAUCACAACAACAACAACACGCACUCACAUCAUUACAAGCACAACAAUUGUCGCUAGACCAACAACAACAAGAGUCGCUCAGUUUAAUCCAGUCACCAACACCACCACAACCAACUCAUUACUCACCUCCACCACAACCACCACCACCACCACCGUCACCACCACUAUCAGCCAUACUCGCAUCGCCAAAUGAAAUCACAACAAAAACAACAACAACCGAUUUGACCAACAUGACGACAGCCACCACCACCAACAACACUAACAAUUUGAAUGCUACUCUAAUUGGUAAUGCUAAUUAUAAUGUAAAUUGCGCUAAUACUAAUACUACUACUAAUGCUACCAACACCACUACCACCAACACAAACGCCAAUAAUACCUCAAAUCACUAUGCUUGUGCAAUACCACCUUAUGCCACAUCAUCCAACAACAUCAAAUCCAAUCCAAUUAAUAAUCAUACAGCUCCUACACCACCAAUAACAACAACAACAAAUCCCAACUCCUCCUUUGCUGCUAUUUCCACUAAUGGUGAACGGUUUUCUAUUGUAAAUAAUAUGGAACAACAACAACAACACCACCACCACCAAUACCAACCAACUCAUGCGCACCAACACCACCAUCAACAACGACAACAACAACAAUCACCAAUAUCGCAACUAACGUCCCUAACUGACGCCGUCGCUGAUCUCCACAUGUACGCCACGCAUGACAAUGAAACGAUGUUAUCAACAACAACAACACCAAACGGCAUUAAUGGUUACCUAACACCGCCGCCACCACCACCUGCCUUCGAAAAUGACGCCACUGUGGCAAACCAACAACUUCACCGCCGUCAAUUCGAUCCGUUGCAUUCGAAUGCGUGCGGCAACUCCGCCAAUUCUGGCGCUUGCAUGGAUGAUGCGAUCGAUGGCCUGACGCCGCUACUACCACCACCACCGCCACAAUUUCCCAACUCAUAUGCGAAUAACACCUGCAACAUGGUCGAUGUGACCUCCUCGACACCAUUAACAAAAUCCUCCUCCAAUACUUCUUUGUCUUCUGCAAACGCCACUGCUAACUACAACGGUAAUGGUAACGGUAAUGGUAAUGGUAAUGGUAAUGGUAAUGGGAAUAAUAAUGCUGCCGAUUUGCAUGGAAAUGCGAAUGGUUCAUUGAAUGCAAAUACUAAUAUGAAACAAAUGACAACUACAACAACAACUAAAGCAGCGACUGUUACAGAUGCUCAAAGUUUAGAUAUCGUAGGCUAGAAUUAGGAAUUAAAUUAAAAUUAUAUUAUAAAUAAUAGCAAUAGUUAAGUAUCUAUGAAUGUAGAUAAGUAAGUUAAAAGUAAAAUUUAUAAACUUAAAUAGACUAACUAACAAAUUAUUUUUAUGAUAUGCGAAACAAAGCGAAGAAGAAGAGCAAAAACAAAAACCAAAUGCUCGCAAACACCAUAGAAAUUACACAAACAUAUUUACUUUUUUCAAUGAAAAUGGCAGUAAAAAGCUGAUAAAAAGUAGAGUAUUGCUUGUAGGCAAAUAUUCAAUACGUACAAGAGCCAGAAUUCGUAAAUAAAUAUUUAUAUAUUGCAUUGUAUGAUUAAGAAUGGAACUUACUUUUAAGCAGUCUAAUAAGUUGUAAGAAUUUUUGUACUAUUGCUUUAAAAGUUAUGUCGAUAAAUAUGCAACUAUUUAUUAUAUUUAAUUAAUAUAUUAUAGCAAUAAGUUAAUGUAAAGGGUGUUUUUGUGCAUGGUUACAAAUCAUAAUUUUUUUGUACCGUCAUAAAAUUGGUUUGAUAAAUCCAUAAAAAUUUUACUAAUUUUUUAUCGUCGCACUAAGUGUAAUAAAAAAAAAACGAAGCACCCUUUGAAAAUUAUACUUUUAACUGUGUUACACAUAUGAGUUAGUGAACAAUAUAAUUUACAAAACCAACAAACAAGUACAUACAUACAAAUACAUAUACAUAUAUUAAAUUAAGUUUAGCAAACAAUUUUGUUUUGCAAAUGGAACUACCCUGUAUUUACAUAUACAUCCAGUCUUACACUUAUGAGCGAAUGUAUACCGAAAAAAUUGCAAAACAAAAAAAUACAAAAAAAAAAACAUAUUUAAUUAUCGUACAUCACAAGCGUUCUAACGCCGUUCAUUGUAUAGUCAUAAAUUACAUAAUUCACAAAAGCUAAAUAAUAAAAUUCAUCUUAAGUGUUAAAUACCUAAGAAAAAAUGCAGAGUAAAAACAAAAAAAGAAAAACAAUCACAAAAAUGCAUGCACUUUAUUGAUUUAUGCAUGUAAGUACGAGUACUCGUAAGUAACGGCAAAAUAACUGUUUUUUCGUCAAUUCGAACUGCUACACUCUCAUCUACUUUAUACAUACAUACGUUAAGUGAAUGAGGGUCUCAAUUUAUUGCUGGUGUGGCAGUGUUUAAAACGUGCUAUUAAAACUAAUUAAUUUUAAAAAUGGUAACAAAAAAAGAACAGCUUUUAACUACUCGACUUCAACAAAACCACGCUAGCGUAUGGAAACUGUGAGAGAGCUAAGAGCGAACAGAGAGCAAUGUGAUUGGCAACAUGUCGUUGUUUUGUGUGAAACAGUAUUGUUCGCUUGCAACCAUGUUUCGCUCUUGACUUACCGCUGUAAUAUUGUUGGCAACAUAGUAUACAUGUUGGAAACAUUGCCGUGCACAAUUUGUUUAAACAACUGUCAGUGAAAGCAAUUCAGCUAGAAAAUGUUAAUGAAAUGCGAAUUUUAAGCACUUUCAGUACAAAUGAGUUUUGAAAGGUUUACUAGUAAUCGCAUUUCAUUGACAUUCUCUAAUGCAGCUAUAAAAUGUUACAGUAUUGCUCGCUCGCAACUAUGUUUCGCUCUCAAUUUACCGCUGUAAUAUUGUUGACAACAUAGUAAACAUGUUGAAAGCAUUGCCGUGCACAAUGUGUUUAAACAACUGUCAGUGAAAGCAAUGCAGCUAGAGAAUGUGAAUGAAAUAAGUAUUUUUAAGUACUUUCAGUACAAUUGAGUUCUGAGAGGUUUACUAGUAAUCGCAUUUCAUUAACACUCGCUGAUGCAGCUAUAAAAUAUUACAAGUCAUUGAUGCGAGCCAAUGUGGUUUUAGCAGCAUGUUGAAGCAGAAAUGUUCAGCAACAUUGAUAAACUAUCUCUGUGUCAAGAACAUAACCAGAGGGAAAUGUAAUUAUGCUGCCAACCAGUUAGAACACAUGUUGUUGUGAGCGCCGCUAAUAUUUGGUUAUCGGUUAAAUCUGUGCACACAAGAAAUAACAACUAAAAUCAAUUUUGGCAAGUGUUCAACAGAGCAUUUUUAAUUUUUAAACGAAAAAAAGACUAAUGAUAGCAUAAAUUCAGGAAAUCUUAUAAUAUUUUAAUUUGCAGUACAAUUUAUAAUGAAAAAAUAGUUAACUACAAUGA
Messenger RNA from Anastrepha obliqua, 6902 nucleotides. RefSeq names its product tyrosine-protein phosphatase 99A (gene Ptp99A). Gene Ontology annotation, biological process: protein dephosphorylation. The transcript has 11 exons. Bases 9 to 4751 code for a protein of 1580 amino acids. The record is from RefSeq and is a predicted model, not a curated record. Gene Ontology annotation, molecular function: protein tyrosine phosphatase activity; protein binding. Lineage: Eukaryota; Metazoa; Arthropoda; Insecta; Diptera; Tephritidae.